Molecule: messenger RNA, 1739 nt
Organism: Puma concolor (puma)
Lineage: Eukaryota; Metazoa; Chordata; Mammalia; Carnivora; Felidae
Gene: TMED4
Product: transmembrane p24 trafficking protein 4
Source: RefSeq, a predicted model, not a curated record
CGGCGGGCCGAGGGCGUUCGUUGGCAGGUGUCGGGGCGGGUGGCGGCGGGCGAUGGGACAACUGGCGCUGCUGCUGCUCGCGCUGUGCGCAGCUGGCGCCCGGGGCCUCUACUUCCACAUCGGCGAGACCGAGAAGCGCUGCUUCAUCGAGGAGAUCCCCGACGAGACCAUGGUCAUCGGGAACUACCGCACCCAGAUGUGGGACAAGCAGAAGGAAGUCUUUCUGCCCUCGACCCCGGGCCUGGGCAUGCACGUGGAGGUGAAGGAUCCCGAAGGCAAGGUGGUGCUGUCCCGGCAGUAUGGCUCGGAGGGCCGCUUCACCUUUACUUCUCACACUCCCGGUGACCACCAGAUCUGCCUGCAUUCCAACUCCACCAGGAUGUCCCUCUUUGCUGGCGGCAGACUGCGUGUGCACCUAGACAUCCAGGGUGGGGAGCAUGCCAACAACUACCCCGAGAUUGCCGCCAAGGAUAAACUGACAGAACUGCAGCUCCGAGCUCGACAGCUGCUUGAUCAGGUGGAGCAGAUCCAGAAGGAGCAGGAUUACCAGAGGUAUCGUGAGGAGCGCUUCCGUCUUACCAGCGAGAGCACCAACCAGAGGGUCCUGUGGUGGUCAAUUGCUCAGACGGUCAUCCUCAUCCUCACUGGAAUCUGGCAGAUGCGUCACCUCAAAAGCUUCUUUGAGGCCAAGAAGCUGGUGUAGUAUCCUCUCCAUCCGAUCCUCCCGUCACAUCAAUUUUUGGUACUUUCCCCACCUGAUAACUUCUCCACCUGGAUUUUGAGGGAAAAAAAAAUGAAAAAAGACCACAAGCCACAUUGUUUCCAUGGCAACAAAGCAUUCGCGUCAGCCACUUGUGCACACUGGUUCUCAAGAACCCAGGACAUUGGUCUGAGUUUCCAAAGGUCCAUUUGGGGUCUGUUUGGAGUCGGAACUGACCCGGGACUUAGUCUUGGGUCUUUUAUAUCCAGGGAUUCCCCCCCAUCCUGGCACAAAAAGAGCAAGUGAAAAAGUGUCUGCUACCCCUUUAAUUUCUCUCUAUUUCUGCAGUAGGCAGCUGAAACGCCCAGCCAGGGGCGGCCCUGCCUCCCUAUUCCCUUGUUAGUCCUGGGUUUGCUCAGUGGCUUUGUGAAUGUAAAUAAGGGGCAGAGGCCUCAGAGAAUUGCAAUGUUUUUCUAUAUAUUAGAACUAUUUUUUGAUAAAUUAUAUAUAUUUUACUUCCUAGUUGAAGUGUUCCUGCCUGUGUUUGACUAGGUGAAAACACCCAUGCAGCUUCCCCUUCGCUGUUUCUCCAAACAGUUUUAAGGGCCGCAGCAGCUCACAGACAUCAUAGGUGCUCUCACUGCCUCCCCAGGCGGCUGGGCAGAGACUUCCCUGAGGCACCUGCGAUUUCCAUCACGCAGGGUCUCUGAGAGUGAGGCAGUCACAGAGCUAGCCCCGGCGGGGCCCUCCUACCCUCUUCUUUUCACUUUGAUUUAAGCCAUGGUAAAUGUUUUUUCGCAGGAGCCACGUUUGGUUCUUCACACAGAUUUUUCCAGUGAAAUAAAAUGUGUUGUAGUAGCUGUGUUUGAAAUGAAGUAAGAGGUGGUGAGCAGAGGGGAGGCACGAAAGGAAGUGGAAGAAAGGCCCUUGGCCUUGCUGGCUCCCGUGCUGUCCCACAGUGGGCUUCAGUGUGGCCUCAUUCUGCAGGGGUUUGGCCGGAUGGGUGUCCAUGGGUGUGGGACGGACAGGGCAGUUGCUC